AUGCUUAUAGAACUGAUAAAUAAAUUUGGGCUUUUCAAAAAAAAUCUCACAUUGUUACAUUUCCAUUUGUAUUUUAGGUUACUGUUGACUUGCCUCUGUCAAUCUGAAGUGGCUAAUAUUUGGGUAGAGAGAAUCAAACAAAGUCCGUCUGUCUAUAACUGUUUCUGCUUUAUCAUGUCUAGUUCUACAAAUGUGGACUUGCUGGUAAAAGUUGGUGAAGUGGUUGAUAAGUUGUUUGAUUUGGAUGAAGAAUUAAUGAUAAACUGGAUUAAAAAAGAUUCUUGUCCAUCAGCGGAACAGCCCACAGAUGAUUCUCCAGAUGAUGUUCCUGAUUUUAAAAUUCUACCUUGUCUGCUUGAAGCUGCAAAACAAGUUUGCUCAGAUAAUUCUGAAGGACUUGAAGUUUAUAUGCAUAUUCUACAGCUGCUCACUACAGUGGAUGAAGGCAUUCAAACAAUUGUCAAAUCUUCUGAUAGAGGAAAGGAAACAUGGAGCCUGCUCUAUAAUCUCUUUUGCAAUGAACUCUGCCAGCCAGAUGAUCCACCAAUUAUUGUUCAAGAACAGAAAACCCUGUUGGCUUCUAUUUUAUCUGUGCUGACAGCCAUUUUUGCUUCACAGACAAAUCAGGACUACGUAAAAAUGGGAAGGAAUCUGGCUCUGAUUGAUAGCGUGAUUAGAGUGUUACAAAAUAUGGAUGAAUGUGAGAAGAGAUCUGUAGACAGCUCAAAGAAAUCCCAGACAGAAGAGUGUGAGAAAUUGGAAAUAGUUGAGGAAGAUUUCCAUUUAAAAAUCUUGAAGGACAUCUGUUGUGAAUUACUCUCCAAUAUGCUCCAGGAAUUAACAGUGGAAAACAUAUUGGAGGGGCUCAAGCAAGGUCAUAUAAAUGAACAGAAAUGCUCCUGUGCAUUUCAAAAUCUCCUUCCAUUUUAUUCAUCUUCGGUGGAGAGUUUUCUUGAAGUGCUGCAUGGAGCAGAUCAGACUCUUGCUGACAACUUAAGCAAAAGCUUCCCAAGUUUGAAACUCGAGGCAUAGGUCCAUGUGUCUAUUUUGCUGCAACGAGACUGUAUAAAAUGUGUUUCUCUUUGAAGAAAGAAUUCCAAGCCAAUUGAAACCUAUAUGAGAAUACUUUUAAAAUGGAAGCGAUAGAGCAAAUGGUCUGGAAAAACAAGCUCCCUGAAGACUGUUUAGCAUCUGCAGCUCUCUGCAUUUUUAAAGUGUUGUAGGUGGUGACAAAAUGCAACAUAAUUUUAUAUCUUAGUAGCUAUUGAGGUUGUAAAUUUCAGCUAAAAAUGAACAACCCUUCAUCUAAGUCUGAAAAAGGUGCUCCUUUUCCUGUAUUAAUGAUAAAAUUAGUUAAGUGUUUUUUUUCCUACAGAGAAUAGUUGGGUUAAUUUGGUUUGUUUGUCUUAACAGCGUUUUAAAAAAAAUGAUUCAAAAAGUUGUACCAAUGUGAAGCUUAGUUAUAGUAACAUCCAAAACUAGAGAGUUUUGUAACUAAUAAACAAGUAUUCA
Notechis scutatus (mainland tiger snake) is the source of this 1512-nucleotide messenger RNA. NCBI's taxonomy places the organism in Eukaryota, Metazoa, Chordata, Lepidosauria, Squamata, Elapidae. The record is from RefSeq and is a predicted model, not a curated record.